AUGCUGGCAGGUGGCGGCCGACCCGAUCAUUUCACUUUCCCUCUUGUCGCCCGAGCUGUUUCUGCCCUCCCUGGCCGCUCCGGCCUCACAAAGGAAAUCCACUCUCUUGGCAUCCGUCUGGGUUUCAGCGGUGAUGGAUAUUUCCGCAACUCCUUGAUUGGUUUGUAUGGUAGAUGUAAGGAUAUUGUAUAUGCUCGCAACAUGUUUGAUGAAAUGCGUGAUAGAGAUGUGGUCUCUUGGACCACUAUGAUCUCUGGUUAUAUUCAGAGUGGAGACAUCUUAGAAUCCUUUAGACUGUUCCACGAGAUGAGAACUUCUGGGAUUGAGCCCAAUUCUGUGACAUUGGCAGUCGUUAUUCGAGCAUUUAAAGUUGAAAAAAUUGUAGAUGGUGGGAGGCAACUUCAUGGUUUUGCAAUCAAGAGAGGGUUUGGGAGCCAAGAGUUGGUCCAAAAUUCUAUUUUGACGGCAUAUAGCAAGAUGGAUUGUUUCGAGGAGGCAGAGAAGCUCUUUCAUUUUAUGGAGGAAAGGAGUUUUGUUUCAUGGAAUAUUCUCAUGUUGGCAUAUUUUUCAGCUGGGGAUUUCUUCAAAGUAGUUGAAUUCUUUCAGAGAAUGAUGGCUGAAUUGUAUCCUAGUCCGGAGACACUGACUCUCGUCAUCUCGGCAUUGAGCAAGUGCAGAAAACAUCGGAUGGGCCAGCAGAUUCAUUGCUAUGCAGUAAAGCGUGGACAGAUUGACAUGGUUCUUCAAGCUUCUUUCAUGGACUUCUAUGCCCAGUGUGCAGAUUUCGCAUCUUCUUUUUCAUUGCUUGAAGAAGUUGGCAAACUCAAUUGCAGCACCCCAUGGAUAGUUAUGAUGUGGGCAUUGGUACAAAGUGGGCAAUUCAUACAGGUUAUCAGCUUAUUUCAGAAAAUGCAAAAUUUGGGGUUUGAGCCAAAUGCUGAAGCUAUGAGGUGCUUGGUUACUGCAUAUACUCACUUGGGUGCCCUGCUGCUAGGAAAAGUAAUCCAUGGGUACCUGGUAAGACAUCAGUUAAGUGCUGAAUCAGAAGCAGAAAGGCUUGAAACAUCUAUUCUUAACAUGUAUGCUAAAUGUGGUAAUAUCACUUGUGCGCGGAGGUGUUUCGAUAAUAUGGUAUACAGAGAUAUCGUGACUUGGAGCUCGAUGAUGGAAAGCUAUGCCAUCCAUGGAAUGGGAUUAGAAGCUAUAAAGCUGUUCCACCAAAUGCAGGAAGCUGGAGUCAGCCCAAACAGCAUUACAUUCCUUAGUUUGUUAUCCUCUUGCAGUCACUCUGGUCUUCUAUAUGAAGGUUGUCAGGUUUUCACUUCUAUGACUGAAAAUUUUGGAAUAAAGGCAGAUCUAAGCCAUUACACUUGCAUGGUAGACCUUCUUGCUCGAGCCGGAAAGCUUACUGAAGCCUUAAAUUUGAUUCAUUCCAUGGAUGUGAAGCCUGAUUGGCGGAUUUGGGGAGCUCUUCUUGCUUCAUGUAGAGUACAUGGAAAUAUUAAAAUUGGAGAAUGUGUUGCUCAAAGAAUGUUCGAAUUGGAACCAGAUAAUGUGGGUUACCAUAUUAUUUUGAGUAACAUGCAAGCUGGUGGAGACCAAUGGGCUAAAGCUGAAGGAAUUUGGAAGAACAUUAAGGAAAUAGAGUUCAAGGGUAGACCUGGUUGGAGUUGCAUAGAAGAGAAGGGGGGAUUUUCCUUUUUUGUUGCUGCAGAUUACUCGCAUCAACGAGCAGAAGAUAUCUAUGAGACAUUGAAAUAUCUGGGUAGAAAUGUUCAAGAGAUCAAAUGCUUGUGA
Molecule: messenger RNA, 1797 nt
Organism: Dendrobium catenatum
Lineage: Eukaryota; Viridiplantae; Streptophyta; Magnoliopsida; Asparagales; Orchidaceae
Product: pentatricopeptide repeat-containing protein At5g27110
Exons: 1
Coding region: 1-1797 (598 amino acids)
Biological process (GO): RNA modification
Molecular function (GO): RNA binding; protein binding
Source: RefSeq, a predicted model, not a curated record